UACACCGCUAAGGACAAAUUCUUGUGCUACAGUUAACAGCAGCGACUAAACGACCCACUGUUAUACAACACUGACAACAGUCUGAGUAAGCAGUAAACAACACCGCCUGCCCGCGAUGCUGGAGCUGAGGGUGGUGGCGGGCACGCUGGGCCGCCCUCUCCUUCGCGGGGCGCAGCGGCUGCCGUCUGGACCCUCAGGCCGGGACAUUCACUGGGGCCUAGAGGGCCCCAACAGAGCCUCGGUCUUGACUGGACACAGAGGCCGCGGGCGGGGAGAGGAAGGGCGGGGAGCGCGGGCGGCUCACAGGCGGGCUGCGGAACCCGCCGGUGCGGAUCUGUCACCACGAGAGGAGCACCGGCUGUCGUAUCUCUACGAUGGCUUGGUGAGCGGGCAGCGCGCGUGCCUGGCGGAGGCCAUCACCCUCACCGAGUCCACGCUCCCGCGCCACCGCCAACUCGCCGGGCAGCUGCUGGGGCGGUUGCUUCACCGCCAGAGGGAAAGGGAAGGGAGUACAGAGGGGCGGCCCGAGACCUUCCGCAUAGGACUGUCAGGGCCUCCCGGAGCCGGGAAGUCGACGUUUAUCGAGGCCCUGGGGACGAUGCUGACGACGCGAGGAGAGAAGUUGGCCGUGCUUGCUGUGGAUCCCUCCUCCAGCACCUCUGGAGGCUCGCUGCUGGGCGACAAGACGCGCAUGCCCCUGCUGUCACGUGACAUGCGCGCGUACGUGCGCCCAUCACCCAGCAGCGGGACGCUGGGCGGCGUCACGCGAACCACCAACGAGGCGAUCGUCGUGUGCGAGGCGGCCGGCUACAGCACCGUGCUCGUGGAGACUGUGGGUGUGGGGCAGUCGGAGUUCGCCGUAGCUGACAUGGUGGACAUGUUCCUGCUGCUCAUCCCUCCCGGAGCUGGCGAUGAACUCCAGGGCAUCAAGCGCGGCAUCGUCGAGGUGGCGGACGCGGUGGUGGUGACGAAGGGAGACGGUGACCUCCUGCCGCAGGCGAGGCACAUUCAGGCGGAGUACACCAGCGCUCUGAAGUUCAUGCGCCAGCGCUUGCCCACGUGGAAGCCUCGGGUACUGCGCGUCUCCGCGCAGACGGGCCAGGGUGUGCCGGAGCUGUGGGACGUGGCUCUGGAAUUCCGUGAAAUUGGACUGUCGUCAGGCUCCCUGCAGGCACGGCGGCGUGCCCAGCGCACCUCCUGGAUGCGCUCCCUCAUCCGCGACGGCGUCCUGGAACUCUUCCUCGCUCACCCAGUCGUGCGCGCCCGUGCCACCCAGCUGGAAACCCGCGUUGCCGAGGGGCUGCUGGCACCCGGGGCGGCGGCCGAUGCCUUGCUGGCAGCCUUCACGGAGGAUGUGGCCAAGGAGCGGUGAUAGCGGUGUAUGGUCCAUCACCCAGUCACCCCAUUUUGUUGUUCGCAUGAUUGUCGAAUGAUUGUGGUGUGAUUAUCUCCUGAUCGCUGCUUGAUCAUUGCCUAAUUGUUGCGCAACUUUCCUUCGACUUUUUCCAGAUCAACGCACGAUUGCGGUGCAGUCGUUCAUUUUUUUCUCAUCAUCUCCUGAUUCCUGCCCCAUCAUUGAUUGAUUUGACUCAAACGUUGCACGAUUGUUGCGCGAUCGACGUCUGAUUGUUGCCCGACGGUUGCCCGAUCAAUGCCGGAUUAUUGUCCGAUCGUUACACAAAUUUUACCUGGACACCGCAUGAGUUUUCUCAGGCAGGAGCCGACUUUCUCAGGAUUUGUGUUUCUGCCUGUGGUGGAAGCCUUUGACUUCUGAUGAGCGAGGGGGUUAACGCGCACCGCGCACGAGUGUUGGCGCUGUGGCUGUGCGCGAAGUUAAAUGAAUGGGAAUUGAAUGCCGCGGUGAUAAUUAAAGUUGCACCCCGCUGAACUCGACUGUGCCAAGGUGUGCAGUGGGGAUGCUGUCAAUUGGGGUUUACUUUUGCCAAAGGCGUUCUAUUAUACGUUCAUGUAAAUUUUAAUAAAUGUGUUCGUGGUGGUUAUACAUAUAUUUAGGGGCCAUACAUAUGUUGUGUGAAUAUUAUCACUUAUUACAAGCGGUUUAAUUAUCUAAACAUGAGCCACAUGUUUACUAUUUGCAUAUAAAUGAAAACAUUAAUUUAUAAUCAUUGAGGCUACAGCCAAGAAGAGAUUUGUUACAAUGUAAGAUAUUUAUUUUUUAAAUGUGAUUAAAAGUGAUUGACGGCUGCCGAAUAGAAACAUUUGGACUCGAGACAACAAGAUAUAUUAAUCUUUGAAUUGCUUAAAAAUGGCUUUUUGCAACGAACUGUUUGGGCUCGAGCACAUUGACAUUUAAAAAAAAACUUGAAUAAUUUCUAUACUGGCUCCAUGAAUACUGAAGUAAUAAAAACAUAAACAU
Lethenteron reissneri (Far Eastern brook lamprey) is the source of this 2377-nucleotide messenger RNA. Its product is annotated as methylmalonic aciduria type A homolog, mitochondrial-like. NCBI's taxonomy places the organism in Eukaryota, Metazoa, Chordata, Hyperoartia, Petromyzontiformes, Petromyzontidae. Gene Ontology annotation, molecular function: GTPase activity; GTP binding. The record is from RefSeq and is a predicted model, not a curated record. Gene Ontology annotation, cellular component: cytoplasm.